UCAAAACAAAUCGCACUACAGUCAUCGGAUUUCUUUGAAUUUUCAUCAUUUUCCGCAUCUUUAGUCCUCUUAAUCAUCAUGAAUUGCUCAAAAGUUCCUUAAUCAUCGUAGUUAGUGCCAAGAAAUCUUGAAUUAAAUAUCGGAAAGUUGAAAAAAUUCAUCAAAAAGUGACGACAUGACUUCGAUCGAUAAUUUUCCCGUAGAGAAUAUCACAAUUUUCAUUCCCAAAAAAUAUUUCGCAACUCCCGAAGCCGGUCUUUUGUACGGAAAAUGCAUUCAACAUGAGAAAACAAUCAAAUUUUUCAUCGUUUCUCGCGUCGAACACCAAAACUUGGACAAUAUCGGUGCCGUGGAUUGCGAAGAUUUCGCGGAAAAUGUCGUCAAACUCACCAAAGAUCCAGCAGAUGGAAAAUUAAAAGUCAAAGAAAUAAUUUUGAAUGGAUUGGCGAUUGGUGAACUCAACAGUAUCUACCUCACGACGUACGACGGCUUGGAAAAUAUCGAUUCGAAAUUUAAAACGGGCUCGUUGAGCGACGAUCAACGUUAUGACAUCAUCUACCUCUCGACUCUGCUGGACCUGACACACCGCAAUCGCGAAACUUUGUUCCAGGAAUGUUCCGUGAAGCUGCGGCAACUGUUGAAAUUCUAUUUUAUGUUGGUUUUUAACUUUUUGUCGUGGAUUAUGUCGCCAUUGAAGCCAGUUUUGAAGCAUACGGCAAUUUUUCGGCAUUUUUCCGACUGGAUUGUCUGCGUUCGGAACUACGGAUUCGACAAUGGCAAGGCUUGGACGCUGAUUUUCGACAUGUCAGCUGGGAUUUUGCUCCUGGGACUCUUGCUGAAGCUCGGAAACUUGGGAGAAUAUCUCAUGCAAUUCACGAAAUUCAUCAUCAACAACCUUCGAGCACUUUUGAUCGCCCUAAAGGGAUCUCCGGUGGGCUUGAAACUCAACGUUCUGCUAAAUAACUUCUUUCUCGACUGCUUUAUUUAUCACGUGGACCUUUGGUGGACCUUUUUAGUCGUCAUGGCACCGGCAAUUCAGUAUCUCUCGUAUCCGUUGGCGGCUUUGGGCUUGCUCGGAGUUUCGUUCCAGCUGGCAUUGCUGAGCGAUAUUUUGACAAUAAUCACGUUGCAUGCGCAUUGUUUCUACAUUUAUGCGGCAGUUUUGUACAAAAUUGAGGUCAUUGGGAUUCAGGCGUUGUGGCGCGUCGUUUUGGGCAGGAGGAAAAAUGUCCUGCGGAAUCGUGUGGAAAGUCACGAGUACAUGUCGCGACAAUUGUUUCUGGCAACGAUGAUUUUUGCCAGUUUGUUGUUCUUGUCGCCGACGGUUCUCGUGUAUUAUAUUGUCUUUGCUUCGCUCCGUUUCGGCAUUUAUUGCAUCACUUACCUCCUCAUGGUGUUCCGCAAGAAAAUAAUCGUUUUACCGAUUUACAAUUUCAUCAAGUGGAUUCGUGGUCGUUACGCGUGCCCCGAUUGCAUGGAACUCAACGUUCUCGAAACUUACGCCCUCAAAGCAGACAAAAGUACCAAAAAUUGCGUCACCGUGCUCUCGAUCGAGCCAAAAUCAUCGACACCAUGGCGCUCCAGUCUCUUCGAUGCCCAACAAGAAAUCAACCAAAACGAACCGCUGUCCAUCGGGGAAUUCAUCAAAGGACUCAUCAAGGGCAAAAUGAUGGGUUUUAUCCAGCCAGAACAAAAACUUCGCGAUUAAUUGCAUUCCU
This is a messenger RNA of Culicoides brevitarsis, 1718 nucleotides long. RefSeq lists its product as uncharacterized. The transcript is spliced from 2 exons. Lineage: Eukaryota; Metazoa; Arthropoda; Insecta; Diptera; Ceratopogonidae. Bases 176 to 1708 code for a protein of 510 amino acids. The record is from RefSeq and is a predicted model, not a curated record. Gene Ontology annotation, biological process: GPI anchor biosynthetic process. Gene Ontology annotation, cellular component: endoplasmic reticulum; membrane.